AAGUUACGAAUUUCUAAUUAAUUCUAAUAUUAUUUACUAAACAUGGAAAGUAAACACGAAGUACCAAGUGAUCAAACUGAUGUUUGUAUCAACAGGCGAGUGAAAUUGCUGCAUUUCAGUGACGGCGUAGAAGAAGUUAUGGAACAACAAAAUGUUAGCGAAUUAGAUGCAGCACCCAAGCAUGAAGAAACUGUUGAUCCGAAAUCCCUGGACUGGGGUCCAUGGUUCUCCCACUAUGCCUGGAAAUCCGGCACCAAAGUCCUCAAUGCUGUAGACUACGCUGGCGAGUCAUUGGCAAACUUCUUCGGUAUCACCACACCCAAGUACCAGAUAGAGAUUGAAGAACAUGAGAGGGUAGUUGAAGAGCAGAGGAAGAUGGAGGAGGAUUCUGUUGGUUGGGUGCCGAGGAAUGGCGGUGGGGAUGUUCCGUUGGUGUUGACGGAACCUAUAAAGGAAGUUGCGAAGCCUGCAGAAGUGUAGAAC
This is a messenger RNA of Cydia amplana, 483 nucleotides long. Its product is annotated as protein FAM177A1-like. NCBI's taxonomy places the organism in Eukaryota, Metazoa, Arthropoda, Insecta, Lepidoptera, Tortricidae. The coding region runs from base 43 to 480 and encodes 145 amino acids. The record is from RefSeq and is a predicted model, not a curated record. The transcript is spliced from 2 exons.